This is a messenger RNA of Penicillium verhagenii, 2151 nucleotides long. RefSeq lists its product as uncharacterized. The transcript is spliced from 6 exons. The coding region runs from base 1 to 2151 and encodes 716 amino acids. The record is from RefSeq and is a predicted model, not a curated record. Gene Ontology annotation, molecular function: zinc ion binding; DNA-binding transcription factor activity, RNA polymerase II-specific. Gene Ontology annotation, biological process: regulation of DNA-templated transcription. NCBI's taxonomy places the organism in Eukaryota, Fungi, Ascomycota, Eurotiomycetes, Eurotiales, Aspergillaceae.
AUGGGACGCAAACCCAACCAACUCAUUCUUGAGUUCUUCAACCGAGGACCAAAACUCGAAGAUUCAAGCAACCGAUACCAACAUACUUGCAAAGCUUGUGGUGAACGGUUUCCCAAGGGCCGUAUCGAUAGUCUCACCAAUCACCUGGUCAAAAAGUGCCAGGCUAUCCCCCUCCGUGACCGCCAGCGCGUACUCUUACGACUCCACGAACUCCCCGACCUGACCGAGGACGCAAACAAAGACCCUAACGCGCCACAAGGUAAAAAUAAGGAUGGGUUCCCAAACCCGAAUCGUCCGAAUUUCGACGGGUUGAACGUGCUGGCAGAGGCUUCUCGCCAGGUAGGUGCAUCUGACACCACCAAGCGUGGCCCCGCAUACACCCAGUCCGUGACGGCCGGUGGCAAGACAGUCAUUGUCGAUCCGGCGCUUGAGGCCGAGGGCUUCCAGGGUCAAAGUCAGGGUGAUGAUAAGGGAGAUGACAACGGCCAAGGCUCUCAGUCCAACCCUCCCACAAUCCCGGCCCUUCCCAGUCACACCUCAGGAGAUCAUGCUUCUAUGUCUCCACCUCUCCAUGACACCUCCAUGACACCCGAUUCCGCUUCUAAUGCGCGCCAGUCGCUCUCGAUGAUCGCAGCUUCGGCUAAUGAAAUGGUCCCGCAGGGAGUUUUGAUGGAUGGUGAUCAUCUUGGUGAGGGUUUGAAAAUGAGUCAGUGGAACCAGCAGUUGUCAACCCAAGAACAGCUGCUUUUCGAUAGUUUGCAAGAACACGAUCCGUCCUUGACCGCUGCCACCCAACGUGCUGCUUCAUACCCGCGCCCCAUUGCCAUGAACCCCAAUACACAAGCCAAGGGAUUUGUGAAUGAAUUUGGCAACUCGACUAAGCCAACAAAGCCUAAGGUACGGGGCCGCUUCACUGCCGAGCGACGUCGUGAGGUUCAGGAAGUGCGAAAGCGAGGUGCUUGCAUUCGUUGCCGCAUGCUGAAGAAACCUUGCUCUGGAGACACUCCCUGUACAACUUGCGCCAGCGUCGAAAGUGCUCGACUGUGGAAGCAUCCUUGCAUUCGGACUCGUCUCUCCGAAGAGUUCGAGCUUUACAAUGCCAACUUGCAUGCUACCCUUGCCUACCAUGAUACAAAUGCUAUCAAGAACCAGGUCAAGUUCGAACACUACAUUGGUCGCAUCGAAGUGACCCACCUGGAAGAAAGUGGAGUAUUCGUUACAAUCAGUGGUCUCCAAGGCCACCACAAUUCUGUUUCAGCUCUCGACCCUGCGCUCUCAGGCCUGGGUGAUGACCAGUUCACUGGUCCUUCGCAUGAGGUUUACCUGCUGGACAGUGACGCAGAUGACAUUCCCAGCAAACUGGAGAUGUACAUCAAGAAGACUGCUCCAUUCUUCUUUGAGCGUGAAACCUCGACUUUCAUGAAGCCUACACUACUCUUGGCUGCUGAACUGGGACAGUCUAAGAAGGACACAUUGCUGGAACGUGCAGUUGAGCUCUGGGUUGCCACCCAUAUCCUUGUGGAUACCGAACUUGGAUGGAAGACAUACUGCAACCCUACUCUUCCCCCAACCUCGAUGCACUCGCUUUCUCAGCCCAAUGAUGAGGGCCGCCUGCCAAUCGAGGAGGCCUCAGAACCCGAGUCAUACGCCUUGCUUUGCAGCCAACUUCGUGCUGCCAUGGAGAAGCGUGCGAUGCAGCUGAGCAAAUCCGUCAUCAAUGAUCUGGAGCGUCGCUUGCUGCAACGCCAGAAGACCGGCUGGUUCGAAACAUUCCUUGUGGCUAUGGUUCUGCUCAACUGCGUUGAGCGUACAUGCUGGCUCUUCCGCUCCUGGGACAAUGAGAGCUUUUCUCAGCGCUGGCCCUUGGACAAGCGUCCCCCUUACUACUACGCCCAAUCCGAGCAGUUUGCAGACAUCUUGCACAUGCUCCUGCGGAUGCGCAGUCUCCCACCCAAGACAACCGUCCGCCCCGAAAGUGGCUACUUGAAGGCUGCUGAAGGCAGUGACGAAAAUGCCGUGCGCUGGUUCGACAUGAUUCAAAUUUCCCCCUACUACCUUGAGGAACGUGCCAAUGCACUCUUCGAUCCAUCUGAUUCCCGUUCCCUCGAUCUUCACCACAGCGCCCGGUUGCUGCUCCCUGCCAACUCUUGA